Molecule: messenger RNA, 1338 nt
Organism: Colletotrichum destructivum
Lineage: Eukaryota; Fungi; Ascomycota; Sordariomycetes; Glomerellales; Glomerellaceae
Exons: 3
Coding region: 1-1338 (445 amino acids)
Source: RefSeq, a predicted model, not a curated record
AUGGCCGAGAACCUGAAACGUUGCAAGCUAUUCCCCGACAUCCCCCCGGAGCUGUGGUAUCUGGUUGCAGGCCACCUUGCGUCUUACGUGAAAGUUGAUGGGAACAUCUACGUUAGGAGCUUGUACAACUCGCCGGUGGGUACGUCUAGCAGCGACACGCGUCUCUUUUUUCCGACAAAGGAGGACUCGAAAACCGCAGGCGUGGAGGUCUGGGUCUCUGAAGACCAUCAACGCAUCCGCCGCGUCGUUUUCCUCGCGCCUGGCGCUCUUCAGAUUUGGUGCAACGAACAGAGACCAGUACCAGGGGUUUGGUGGCGCAAGGUUCCGCUGGCAGACGUGCGUUCUACCGUCAAGAUUCAAACCGAUGGACUCAAGGUUCGCCACAUAGAAGGCUUGCCUAGGAACCUAUCGAGCGAUCCUUUAUCGCAGUUACUUUGGGAGACCCCACCGGCGUCUCCCCCUGAUCUGGCACCCAUCGUUACUAUUGGCAUUUCAUCCGUUCCUCCUCCCAGAAGUCGCAUGAAAUCCUUCGACUGCAAUCACCCGGACGCAAUCGGCUACUUGGUAGCGUGUUGCGGCGAUCGCAUAUUUGACAUUGUCACCCACAAGCGAGAAGAGAAAGACUUUUCGCGCCUUUAUGAAAAUGCACCGGACUGGGCUACUCACUGGAUGUAUAUGCCUCUAGAUGAGGGCGAGUUCAUCACUCAUAUUGCCAGUCAACUCCGCCACUAUUUCAACCUGCGGUGGCUUGAGAUUGGACUGAGCGUAAGACGCCAAUUCCUACUCACAUCCCACAAGCAUCGCCACGGAACUAACGUUACAAAGUUCAUAACAAACAAAGGCCGGGUGAUAGGUUUUGGGUGGCAUGCCAAAACCACGGACAGGAUCUUGACUGUCCCGCGGGACAAGACCAGGGUCUAUUUCAAUUCAUGGGACCAUCCCGAUGGCCAAGCCGGGGUACAUCACCUCGCUCUUGAGAAGUCUUACGACAACAAUGACGUUGCCCCCAUUACACUGAAGCUACCGACCGCCGUCGAAAAAGUCCCCGCUCAAACGAGUCCUGGCACUUUGAGACGCACGGCUUGUUCGUUGGACGGCAUCUCCGAAAUCCAGCCCUGCAUUCGACAAGCCGCGAUCUCCCACGUGAUUGGUAUCAAGGUCAAUUAUAUCAACGGUCAUCGUGAAUGCCUUGGGCAGUUUCUUCUCGACUUAGCCGCUGAAGCAAUCUCCACGUGCGGAAGUGAUACCCUGUUUGUGCGUUAUGCGAGGUUCACCUCGAAUAUUCUUGGCAUCACCGCAAUCACAUUGCAAGAUCCUGGCGAAUCAGGCGGUGCGUGA